Antechinus flavipes (yellow-footed antechinus) is the source of this 2726-nucleotide messenger RNA. Its product is annotated as stimulated by retinoic acid gene 6 protein-like. The record is from RefSeq and is a predicted model, not a curated record. Gene Ontology annotation, biological process: vitamin A import into cell. The coding region runs from base 1 to 1881 and encodes 626 amino acids. NCBI's taxonomy places the organism in Eukaryota, Metazoa, Chordata, Mammalia, Dasyuromorphia, Dasyuridae. Gene Ontology annotation, molecular function: signaling receptor activity; retinol transmembrane transporter activity. The transcript is spliced from 18 exons. Gene Ontology annotation, cellular component: plasma membrane.
AUGGUCAGGGCACAGACAAUUGGAGAUUCCAGGUCCAGGACUGCACAAUCAAAUAGUACUUGUGUAACCUCCAUUGACAUGGAACUCUUCCUGCACUAUUCACUCAUUCCAUCAUUUUUCAUAAUUAUGGUUCUGUCCUUCCUCCAAAGAAGAGUUCACCACAAGCAUCUAGAUGACAAGUCAUACCUCCUUGGUAGCCGUUUUGGGAUUGUAAUGCCGCUGGAUUUCAUCGGAACAUUCAACAAUCGAUGGUCAUAUGGAAUUGCAUUUGGAGCUACAGCCAAUAAAGUAAUGUUCUUAUUUUCUGAGGGCUACCAGCCCCUGCAAGUACCACAAUGGGCCCAAGCUAUUGUGCUCCUGAUAGGAGGAAUUGAAGUUGGACUCUCACAUUUUCCAUUUUUUGCCUGUCUUUCAUCAGAGUUUCGACUAAUAAGCUCCAUCCUUGGUUUUAUAUACUCUUUAAUUUGGUUUGCCAUCACAGUCUUGCAUAUUGUGCAGUGUCCACAUGGGCAGCUAAUUGGAGCAUAUGAAACAGUUAUUUUCUAUUGGCCUUCCUUGCUGUGUCUGGCUUUCCUCUUAGGCCGUUUUGUUUACAUGUUUGUAAAAGCUCUGAAGAUUCAUCUAGGUUUGGAGAUUCAAAACGAGGAAAGAUCCUUUCUGGAAGUUCAUCAAGCAGAGCAUGUAAAACAACUGAUGAGGAAACCACCAGAACAAGAAAAAGAGAAAUCCUGGUUUCAACGCAGAAUCUAUGAAUGGGAUCCAUAUUUUCAGUUCCCAAGUCGAAUGAUUGGUGCUACUGUGUUAGCUUUCAUCUGCUUAUAUCUUUUCAUUAUAAUUGAAUUUUGCAUGUACACAUACAUUGUACGAGAGCUAGACAUGUUUGAGGAGGGACUGGAGAGCUACAUUGCUUCAGUUAAUGAGACAGGAGUACUGACACCAGCUAUUCUACGGAUAAAGGAGCUGAUUAACGUAGCAAAAGGUGUUUGGAUGCUGACCAUUUUUUCUGCUUCUCUUACUUGUAUAAGCUAUUUAUUUCACAUUUUAGCAUGCUACAGAAAACAUAUAAAAAGGCUGUGGUUAGGUGAGAAAAACUUUAUUCCUUUGAAGUUUCAUAAUCCAUCCUCUUCCAAUAGUGUGGUGGCCAUAGCAAGAUAUUCAGGUUGGCAAAUAGCAUAUAUUUUGUGGGGUUACCUCAUCAUUCAUGUGGUCCAGUGUCUGUUUGGUGUGAUGAUCAUGUAUGGUUUGGUUUUACCAGUAGUUCAUAACCAAGGAAUAGAAAUGCUGAAAGGUUUGGGAAUUGGAAUUCUCACCAUUUCUAUUGUUGUGGGACUCAUGGUUUUACAACUAAAGAUAGCUGCAAGAUUUUUCCUCCAGCCAAAGAUUAAACCUGGAGACAAGCAAAAACCAUUAGCUCUAAAUAAUAGGAAAGCAUUUCACAACUUCAAUUAUUUUCUGUUUUUCUACAAUGUGCUUCUGGGCCUGGGAGCUUGUUUGUUCAGACUAUUUGUCAGUUGUAUCCUGGGAACCUGGUUAAUAGCACGCAUAGACAGGACUAUCAUGCAGAAUGGCUAUGAAGCUGCUGAUAUGGGAUUCCAAGCCUGGGUUGGCAUGCUGUUUGUAGACCAUUAUCAUACCAACCCUGUACUCGUUGGUUUCUGCCAUAUUUUGUUGAUGAGCAACAAUGAAAGGAAACUACAGAAGUCUAUCCCCUACUGGCACUUAAAUCACUCAUCUGGUCCUAGAGUUUCAAUAAAGUCCAGAACAAGAUGGUUCUUGCUGUAUACACUUUUAAAAAAUCCCCGGCUCACCUUGCUCAGAAAACCUAAACCAGCCUUAGGUAUCAGGGUGGCUACGUGGACAAAUUCUGUUGACGUGCUAUAACACCAAAACUGGCACUGGAAUUGUAGGACAGAGGACAUCACAUCAGCCUUCCAGGGUUUCUAAAAGAAAGAGCUCAGAAUGAUGGAAUGCUCCCAGACCACAUGUAAUUAGGUUAUCUCUGGUGAAAGUAAAGGUUACAAUUGGCUAUAAUCUUUCAUGCUGCUUAUAUUUGGUCAGGUGGUUAAAAAAUUCAGGACUCUUUCAUCACAUUAAAAAUCUAAAGAGAUUUUGAACAGUCAAAUCCUGUUUAAAAAUUACUUUGAUUAUGUGGGGCAUGAUGUAGCUUUGAGGGCUCAAAUAACAUCAAGAUUGUUUUUAAAUGAUGAGUAUUAACAAUGAAAGUGGUUCCUAAAUCUGUAGUCUCUUUUAAUUGCAAUGAAUUGUUCUCUGAGAAGUGCAAUCAUGCCUCACAGUAGCCCAUGGAUUCUAUUGCUCCAUUUGUAAUGCAUUUGGCACAGUGCCUGACAAGGAAAGAAGGAAGGAAAAUAAGGAGAAGUAGGAGGAGAAGAAGAGGAGGAGGAGGAGGAGGAGAAGGAAGAGGAGGAAGAAGAGGAAGAGGAAGAAAGGAAGAGGAGGAGGAAGAGGAGGAAAAGGAGGAGGAAGAGGGGAGGAAAAGGGAGAAAAAGAGGGGGAGGAAGAAGAAGUAGAGGAGAAGGAAAAGAAAAGGAAGGGGAAGAGGAAAAGAAAGAGAGAGGGGGACAGGUAGGUGGUACAGCGGAUAGAGUACCAGCCCUGAAGUCAGGUGUACCUGAGAUCACAUCUGGUCUCAGACACUUAACACUUCCUAACUGUAUGACCUUGGGCAAGUCACUUAACCCAACUGCCCCAGCAGAGAGAGAGAGAGA